CGCAGCUGCUAAGACUACAACACCCACAAUGCUGAGAAGGGUAGACGCUGCUGUCUCCUUGCGUCACAUGGGUAGCGCUGCAGCAAGGGAGUUGUAGUUCUCCUGCUGUACAGCGAUAUGUUGGUCACUGAUCGGGGAACAACGAUUCCCAGUAGCCUCUUGUGCAGAUAGAGCCCAGCAGCAGCGAUCAUCCCGGUAACGGCAGCUUCUGGUGCAGCGCAGGCUGUGUAGUGAUUUAUCCCGUGAGAAGCGGGGAUGGGCAGCCAGGGCACGGCGCUAUGCUCCGCUGCAGUCAUGAAGCGGGUGUGCUGCUGCGAGUAGCUGGGGGGGUGUUCCAGUCACUGUCACAGGACUACAAGUCCCAGCAACACCCAUCCUCCAGCCAAUCCGUGCACGGAUUGUGGCUCCCCGCCGGUUCUGUUCCUGAGUAACAGGGAGUAACUGCAAAUGCUGUGCAGUGUGACCCUGUAACUAGACAUGCCUGCGCCGUGUGAGCGGAUGACAGGUUAACGUGUUACUAGAUGUUGAGGUCCAAGCUGAAGAUGCAGAUAGACUCUUUGUUACAAGAGGCUCCCAUUGGGUUUGAUGAUGUGGCUGUGUAUUUCUCAGAAGAGGAGUGGGGCUGUAUCGGAGUAGGGCAGAGGCUGCUGUACAUGGAUGUCAUGUUGGAGAAUUACCGCACACUCUUAUCUCUGGGUUUUAUCCAGGAGAAGCCAGAAAUUAUAUUGAGAAUUCAAAAGGGCCAAGAGUUAUAUGGCAUUACCACAUGUACGGAUCGUCAACCUAUCAAGAUUAAAGAGGAGCAGUUGUGCUUGCCGGUGUAUUUGGAGGAGCAGAAGACCUACACCAGAUACUGGACAGUAGAAAGCACUUGUUGCAACAAACAGGGUAGCCCAUUAGAGGUAUGGAAUGGAACAGACUUGUCUUCUUCCCAUACAGAUAAUACAAUGCGGGAAGACCUGAAUAUAGAGUUUAGACCUCUGUUCAUCCAACGUUUCUAUAACAAUGACACAAGAGGUCUUACAGAGUCACAUAGUGAUGUUAUAAGUGGCCAGUAUAAAGGAAUUACAUGGAAUGCGUCUGGCACCUCCAAGUCUGAAUUUCUGGCGGAUUGUAAAUGUCACCUCCCUGAGAAGCAUUACACAUGCACUGACUGUGGGAAAUGUUUCAACCGCAGUACACAUCUUCUUCGGCACCAAAGAAUCCACAUGGGCGAGAGGCCAUAUUUCUGUGGCAAAUGUGGAAAAAGUUUCGUGGACAGCUCCCAGCUUGUUAUACACAGGAGAACCCACACAGGCGAGAAACCAUACACCUGUAGUGAUUGUGAGAAAAGCUUUAUAUGCAGAUUACAUCUUGUUCGACACCAGCGAUCACACACGGGCGAGCGUCCAUACAUCUGUAGUAAGUGUGGGAAAAGGUUUGCUCAGAGCUCCAAUCUUCUCACCCACCUGAGGACACAUACAGGAGAGAAGCCCUACUCCUGUACUCAGUGUGGGAAGUGUUUUAUCCGCAGGUCACAUGUGGUACGGCACCAACGGGUUCACACCGGACAGGGUCCGUAUGCUUGCCAGGAAUGUGGGAAAAGCUUCACAGAAAGUUCAGCUCUACUAAAACACCAGAGAACUCACACUGGGGAGAAGCCGUACGCCUGCAACCAGUGUCCGAAGACCUUCAUGGACAAGUCUGCUUUGGCUAACCACCAUAGAACACACACUGGGGAGCGUCCCUAUGUUUGCAAGGACUGUGGUAAAACCUUCUCUCACAGCUCAGCUCUAGUGAAGCAUGUCCGUAUUCAUACUGGAGAAAAGCCAUAUUCAUGCGGAAGAUGUGGGAAAAGCUUUUCUCAGACAUCUGCCCUUGUAAAUCACCAAAGGACUCAUACAGGAGAGAAACCAUUUUCUUGUUCUGAUUGUGGGAAACGUUUUACACAAACCUCAUCACUUGUUAAACACCAGCGGACUCACACAGGGGAGCGGCCGUACACAUGUGCAGAGUGCGGCAAGAGUUUCACUUACAGCUCCGUUCUGGUUAAACAUGAGAGAACUCACAACAAAAGUGCAGUGAUGUAGACAGCAAUACUCUUGCUUGUUCCAUAUGUGUUCCUAGUCAUUAGAAAAUGUCUCUUCUUGUCUGUAUUUGACUCUUGUAACAUAUUGCUAAAGGCAAAUAAAAUCUUUAUUUAAAUUA
Molecule: messenger RNA, 2187 nt
Organism: Pseudophryne corroboree (corroboree frog)
Lineage: Eukaryota; Metazoa; Chordata; Amphibia; Anura; Myobatrachidae
Product: zinc finger protein 501-like
Exons: 5
Coding region: 522-2069 (515 amino acids)
Biological process (GO): regulation of DNA-templated transcription
Source: RefSeq, a predicted model, not a curated record